AUGCCAGUGAAAACAGGACUAUUCUUCAGCCUUUUCUUAUGUGCCCUGCAAGCUACACAAAUCAAAGACCUCAGUAGUGAUGUUUUCUUGGGGAUGAGAAAUGGCAAAUAGAGGCACUUCUUAGAGUCAGCACGUCUAGCCAGGCAAAUGUCAGCUGCCCAGGUCUCGCUUGACUGGAGCCGGCGAGUGAAGAGAUCCGUGUGGCUCGGCAUGGGGGCCAAAGUGUGUCCUCGAGAGAGCAUGGCAGAGGUCAGCAGCAGCCAUAAAGCUACAAACCGAGAGCUGCAGGAAGCUGUUUGGAGGGCCUUCCAGAUUUUUCUAGAUAAAGUACCUGACACUAUGGAGUACCAUCAGUGGGUGUAUGAACAGAGAGACUCACUGUGUGUGGAAGACCAAAACUUUAACCACACCCAGGAACACCUUGACAUAGUGGCUAGGACUGGGGUCCCAGCCGCUGCUCCUGCAAAGCCAGUGGAGCGCGUAAUAGAGUUCAGUGUGAGUGUGGAGGACCCAGACUACAGUAAGCCGCAGAGUGAUCCUGACACCUUACAGCAUCAUGAUGUCAUCCACAGUCUUCACAGUGGGGGUAAUUUAUCAAUGCUGUAGAUUUUCAGCAAACUCCCUGGGUUUAAGGAGAUUCGACUGCUUGGAAAUCUCUCUGGAGGUGGUGCUCCACAAUAUGCUGUGGUGUUUGAGAUAGAAGGUAGCUCUCUAGGAAUAGAGUCUGGUCACUCUGGUGCAGAAACAGCCCUGAAGAACAAGGUAGUGAAUGCUCUGAGUGAGGAACCAUCGCUGCCUUUGGACAUUCACUCCCUCAGCCUUGAAACAGAUGCCUCUACUAAUGGAAUCCACAGGAGGAAGGACGAGGAGACAAUAGAGAGUACGAGACAUGGGAUAUCCAAGCACUGGGAUCCCACAACUACAUUUGCAGCCUAUAUGGAGCAAUCUUCACUUGAACCAAAUGAAGGCCUCAGAGUAGAGGAACGCAAAGAUGGAAAUCUGAUCACUAAGCUGGUUCAAAUAACUGAAGGAGCUAAAAGGAGUUCUACUUUGGAUUACCCAUCAAAGGUGUCUGAAAUGACAGCUGGGUCACAGAACCUAAAUUCCUUUGAAGUAGUCAGUACAUGUAUUUCAGUACAAUCCUCAAUUUUGAGAAUUUGUUACAGUACACUACUCUCAUAUCUGCAAUCCAAUCUGACUGGCUUCAAGGAGCUCAAGAUCCUAAACUUCAAACAUGGCAGCUUGUUAUUGAACAGCAAAACAGUGGUCCCGCAUAACACCACUAAAGUCGCGCAGUGUGUGCUCAAAGACUUUUGCAAUGCCACAUCCAAGACACUAGGAAUCAAAAUCGAUGCCCAGCUGGUAAAUGCUGCCUCAGGAAAGGAGAAAGCUGCCAGUAAUCCGUCUUCUUGAUCGUCUCCAGGUCAGGGCGAUCCAGGCACGUACGUGGACUGCAGCGAGUUCUCCCAGUGCACAGUUAACACACAGAGCACAGAUGUGGAGUGUCUGGGUGAUCCUGGCUACAGCACAGUCCAUGGUCUGCCCUGUCAGAGCAUCUGCAACCUCCAGCCCAACUACUGCCUCAAUGGGGGACGAUGUGAGAUCAUACAAGGCCAUGUAGUAAACUGCAGAUGCCCUGAAGGUAAAUUCUGGAACUAUCGUGGCGAGCACUGGAGUGAACUGAUGUCUCUGCCAGCUGACCCACUCCUUUUCACUGCCUGUCUGGUGAAACAGCUGUGUGCUGUAAUAGGCAUCUUGGUUUUCAUUAACAAUAAAUGGAUACGGAUCAGAAAGACAGUGACACUAGUACAUUAACAUGCAAUGGUUCCCCAUGAGGGCAGACUGAGAGUGAAUCCAGUUUUUGAGAAUUAUGAGGAUAUCUUGACUCAUGUGUCAAGCAUCAGCUAUCCCAAGAGCUCUGAUGCUGGGUCAUCUCAACUUUCUAAUCAGUUUCAGUCGGUUGAAAACAUACACCUUAGCAUUGAGAUGCCCAGAAAACUCUACAAAAGGUCAGAAAUGGUUGAUUUCCACCAUUGCUUAUCACAUCAUGAGACAUGGCUGUCCAACGGGCAAAGGGCUUCUCAUCCUUUGAGGAGACCUGAUAGUGAAGGGUUGAACGUGACCGUUUUAUGA
Messenger RNA from Electrophorus electricus (electric eel), 2133 nucleotides. NCBI's taxonomy places the organism in Eukaryota, Metazoa, Chordata, Actinopteri, Gymnotiformes, Gymnotidae. The record is from RefSeq and is a predicted model, not a curated record.